CUCGGGCUCGCUUCCGCACUGCUGCUUACUGUGUGCUCUCUCUCUCUCCCUCCUCUCCCCAUCCCCUUCUCCGAGCGGCUCGAAGCUUCUGGCGCCCGGAAUGGCGCCUGCCGAUCGGAGUCCAAUCUGAGCCUGAGCGCUCCCGAAUCGUUCCUUCCCGUCCCGAUCUUCCAGAAUCCCGAAGAAAUCGGUGUUGGAAUGGCGGCCCGCGCGCCGAUCGGGCUGGUGCCGCUGGAUUCCAUGGUGCUUUGGCCUGGGGGGUCGGGAGAGCUUCGUCUCCUGUGACUGAGCCCUUCUUCUCGUGCUAGUUGGUGCGGGGUUGGAUCGUGCAGAGCCGCCUUUACGCCGCGAGGAGGGUUUGUUGGAUGAUGAGCGCCAGCGCCGUGGCGAUGCGUGCGGAGAUGGGCGGCGGCGGUGGGGAGGGAGAGCUGGAGGACGAGCUUGACGCGCUGCUUAGUUCCGGCGCCGGUGGUCAGCGGCGGCGCCCGGUAGACGCGGGCGAAAGGGAGCGGGAGCGUGAACUCAGCAUGUUCAGGAGCGGGUCGGCGCCGCCGACCAUAGAGGGUUCCCUGAACGCCAUCAGCGGCCUGCUCCGCGGCGACGCGGAGGCUGCGGUGACGGCUGCCCCGAUUCCUGUUGCUGAGGCGUUGAAUGGGCAUGGUGGCCUCCUCUCGGAGGAGGAGCUCCGAGCCGACCCAGCCUACCUGUCGUACUACUACUCUCACGGAAAUCUGAACCCGCGGCUGCCGCCUCCGGUGCUGUCCAAGGAGGAUUGGCGGUCAACCCAGCGCCUGAAAGCUGGGGUGGUUGGGGGGAUUGGGGACAGGAGGAAGGUGGGGCAAGAGGACGCGGUACAGGGGACGGGGACUGCAGUGGGUAGGUCUCUAUUUCCGCAGCAUCCUGGUUCUGAGCAGGAGGAGGAAGCCAGGGUUGAUGGUGGUGGUGCUGCUGAGUGGGUGGAUGGUGGAGGGGAUGGGCUCAUUGGUUUAUCGCUCGGGCGGCAGCGUAGCUUCGCGGAUAUCCUGCAGGACAAUAUUGGGCGCAGAACACCUACUUCAGAGCAUCCCUCCCGUGCGGCCAGUCGCAAUUCUUUUCUUGACAAUCAAGAACCAGUGGAUUCUGCUGAGAACCAAUAUUCUGUGCAUACUGAUAUUUUGGAAGCUCAUCAUCCUGUUGGGAAUGUGCAAAAUGUCGGUGGUCGUCACAGUCUUAAUGCAUCCACAUCUCAGACGUUUGCAUCUAUUCUGGGUUCAUCUGUUUCCAGAAAUGCUACACCAGAUCCUCAUUAUGUUGCAAGGGUUCCUAGUCCUGGCCUUCCACCUGUUGGUGUUAGGAUUACUUCCAAUGAGAAGAAACUGAAUUGCUCCUCUUCGCCAUUCAACACUGUAUCCUCAAAAGCAGUUGGGGCUGAUGAUAUUUUAUCUGCAUUGUCAAGCAUGAACUUAUCAAAAGGUGGUACCUUGAAUGGUAAUAACAACAUCAGUCGAUCAAACUUUCAGAGAGGGACAAGUGAUCAGCAGAAAUUUUCUCUUGACUCACAAGCUGGAGCUGCCCAAGUCAAUAAUAAGCAGCAUCCUGUGAUGUUAGGAACUGAUGAUGAAUAUUUGGGUAUGCCAUCGAUGUCACAACCAUCUAAUACUUCUUUUGCUGACGUUAACAACAGCAUGGCUGGUUUAGCAGAGUUAAGAAAUAGUACCAACACAAGAUCAGAUGGACAUUUGGAAAUGCAAAGAUCUUCUACUUUAUCUGCUCGUUCAUAUCAGAAGUCCCCAUCAUCUUCUAAUGAAAGCCCGGGUGGUUCUCCUGCUCAACAUCAGAAUUUUGAUGGUAUAAAUUCAGCCUUUUUGAACUAUGGGCUUAGUGGAUAUCCACUCAGCCCAGGUUUGCCUUCUAUGAUGCCCCCUUUGUUUGAAAGUGCUGCUGCUGCAUCUGCUAUAGCUUCACUUGGUGCAGAUUCAAGAAACCUUGGAAACAAUAUUUUAGCUUCACCUACGUUGAGCCUAACAGAUGUUCAUAACCUUGGUCGAGGUGGUAAUCAAGCUCCCACAGGUCUUCAGUCUCCUCUUUCUGACCCGUUUUAUGUCCAGUACUUGAAGGCAACGCAGUAUGCAACACAGGGAGCUGGCAGCUAUGGUGAUCCUUCCUUGGAAAGAGGUUACAUGGGUAACUCAUAUGGUAAUUUAACUGCAGUUCAAAAAGCUUAUAUUGAAGCUUUGCUUCAGCAGCAGAAGCAAUAUGAAAUGCCACUUUUAGGUAAAUCAAACGCUUCAAAUCAUGGGUACUAUGGCAAUUUACCUUUUGGCAUGGGCAUGGCAUACCCAGGAAGCCCAUUGGGCAGUCCAGUUGCUUCUCCAUCUGGUCCUGGCAGUCCACUAAGGCUUGGUGAGCGGAAUCUGAGAUUUCCUUCUAACUUAAGAAACUUGGGUGGAUGGACCUCUGAUCCAAGUGGCUACAUGAAUGAGAACUUUCCAUCCUCACUUCUGGAUGAGUUUAAAAGUAACAAGGCGAGAAGUUUUGAGCUUGCUGAGAUCGCUGGGCAUGUGGUUGAGUUUAGUGCUGACCAAUAUGGAAGCCGUUUCAUACAGCAAAAGCUCGAAACCGCAACAGUCGAGGAAAAGAACAUGGUCUUCGAGGAGAUCAUGCCUCAUGCACUAUCAUUGAUGACUGAUGUAUUUGGAAAUUAUGUGGUACAGAAGUUUUUUGAGCAUGGAAGCGCAGAACAACGGAGGGAGUUGGCUGAUAAACUGUUUGGCCAUGUAUUAGCUCUCAGUCUUCAGAUGUAUGGAUGCCGAGUUAUCCAAAAGGCAAUAGAGGUGGUUGAUCUGGACCAGAAAACAAAGAUGGUUACCGAGCUUGAUGGUCAUAUCAUGAAAUGUGUACGUGAUCAAAAUGGAAACCAUGUCAUCCAGAAAUGUAUUGAACGUGUCCCAGAAGAUUCUAUUCAGUUUGUAAUAUCAACAUUCUAUGGUCAUGUUGUUCCAUUAUCCACCCACCCUUACGGCUGCAGAGUCAUUCAGAGAGUACUUGAACACUGUGCUGAUCCAAAAACACAGCAAAUAGUCAUGGAUGAGAUAUUGCAAUCUGUAUGCAUGUUGGCACAGGAUCAAUACGGAAACUAUGUUGUCCAGCAUGUUUUGGAGCACGGGAAGCCUCACGAAAGAUCCAUCAUUAUUGAAAAAUUAGCUGGACAGAUCAUUCAGAUGAGCCAACAGAAAUUUGCCUCGAAUGUUGUUGAGAAGUGUCUAACAUUCGGCGGACCUACAGAGCGAGAAGUUCUCAUAAAUGAAAUGCUUGGUACCACUGAUGAGAAUGAGCCUCUACAGGCCAUGAUGAAGGAUCAGUUUGGUAACUAUGUUGUACAGAAGGUACUUGAGACUUGUGAUGAUCAGCAACGUGAGUUGAUCCUGUCACGGGUAAAGGUCCACUUAAAUGCUCUGAAGAAAUAUACAUAUGGGAAGCACAUAGUUGCUCGUGUAGAGAAACUUGUUGCUGCUGGUGAGAGGAGGAUUGGACUUCAAUCACAAAAUCCUUCUUGAUGGUGCAAAAAUGACCAUGUACAGCUAACCAUGGCUAGACAGAUGUACCUUCUGCCUUCUGCUUUGGGCUGCUACAAGCCGAGCUUAAAAAUAAACAUGUUGUACUAAGAAGUCUGUACAUUUUGUAGUCUGAGCUUAUAGUUAUUCCAAGAUGAGGCUCAGACGUUUUAAUCUUACCUGAUGCUGCUGCAGAGAAGAUAGGCGUUCUGUAUAAGUUGUAGGUGUAAAGAGGUGGAGGAAAGUCUAUAUUUUGCGACGAGACUGUACAAAUCUGCAUCCUGCGAGAGUUAGCGUCCGCUUAGGAUAAGGUUUCAUUGCCCGCCGUGUUUAUCACUAAUGGAUGUUUGUAAUCCUGAGUAACUGAUGUAACAAUUCCAGCUUCUGAAACCAGAUGCGUGUUUUGUAUGGAAUUGCUCUUAUCGGGCGUAGUUUCUUGGGCUGGGUCAGAGAUAUGCAAUUUUUCGUAUUUCAUUAGCAGCUUCAUAAGGUGUCAUUUUCGUGCUGAAAGUGUUGAGCACGUCAACUAUCCCGCCCUUAAAUUGGUCCUGUUGAAUUGCUGGUUGGAAGUAGUAGUUGUAAAACUUUU
Setaria italica (foxtail millet) is the source of this 4122-nucleotide messenger RNA. Its product is annotated as pumilio homolog 2. Lineage: Eukaryota; Viridiplantae; Streptophyta; Magnoliopsida; Poales; Poaceae. Gene Ontology annotation, biological process: post-transcriptional regulation of gene expression. Gene Ontology annotation, molecular function: mRNA binding. Gene Ontology annotation, cellular component: cytoplasm. The transcript has 10 exons. The record is from RefSeq and is a predicted model, not a curated record. Bases 366 to 3536 code for a protein of 1056 amino acids.